GUCGCAGUGAGUCAGUCACUUUUGACCAAAUUGAAGUUGCUUGUUUCUAACACUCGUCAGUAGGGUCUCAUCACUUAUUUACAUCACAUCAAAUAUGAAGCAAUUUUUAAUAUUUUAUUGCAUUUUUAUAUGCAGUAAUGCAUUGAAUUUGGAAUUUAUCAUGCCUGAUGAAGUAGAGCAAAUAAGAGAAAGAGUACCAGGUUAUUAUCCAAAUACACGAAAUAUGGAAUAUUUGAAUCCAGUGUACAAUGGAAGACUCUAUGUUGAUAUUAAAAGUGUUAUUUCACAUGGUGUCGUUCAAUUCGCCUUAAAAAUUGAUGAUGUAAUGUCUACAAUGAGUAAGAAUUUAAUAAAUGGCGACAACGAGAAUAUUGUUUUUUCACCAGUAUGUCUGGCUGGAAAUUUGGCUCUUAUUAUGUUAGCAUCAAAGGGACAAACAUUUUAUGAAAUUUCACGAACUCUUGGUUUACAAUUAAAUACCUAUGAAUUAUCUUCAAUUUAUUAUAGCGAUAUUCACAAAAUAUUUGGUCAAUUAUUAGAAAUAAUUAAUAAAGAUAGUGAAAAUUAUCAAAUUAAUUAUGCAAAUGGAAUUUUCAUUCAGGAAGGAUAUAGAAUGACAAAUAAUUUUCGUGAUAAAAGUAGAAAAUUUUAUAAAACCGAUAUCUAUGCUUUGAAUUUUACAAAUAGUCAAAAAUCAAAGGAAAUUGUAAACAAAUGGAUUAAUUAUAAAACUAAUGGAAAAAUUCCCCAAAUUUUAACUGAUGAACUCAAUCGAAAUGCGCAAAUUAUUUUUGCAUCUGCAUUAUAUUUUAAUGCAGAAUGGACAUAUCCAUUUUCUGAUUCAUCAACAAGAAGAGGCUAUUUUAAAAUUGAACCAAAUCAAUUUAUAAAUAUUGAUUUAAUGUUCACGUCAAACGAAUUUCCCUAUUAUCAAAGCAAAGAAUUGGGUGUUAAAAUAAUUGGAUUACCAUACAAAAAUUCAAAUACGACAAUGUAUGCAUUACUUCCAAAAGUCGAAGGAGCAAUGGCUUUAAAGAAAUUUAAGAAAAUUUUAAAUCCAUCAAUUUUAGAGGAUUUAAUUCGUAAAAUGAAGAGUCAAGAAUGUAUUGUUGCAUUUCCAAAAAUGAAACUAACAAGUGUUUUGCAUUUAAAAGAAACAUUACAAUCACUUGGAAUGAAAACUUUAUUCGAAGAGGCUGAUUUAAAUUAUGGUUUUACUUCAUUAAAUAAUAAUCAAACUAAAUAUUCAAAAUUAGUCGUCGAAGAUGUUUUGCACAGUGUUGAAAUAAAUAUUAAUGAAAAAGGAACUGAAGCAUCAGCCGCAACUGUUGCCUUGGCAAUUGAAAGAAUGAACGAUAAACCAAAAUUCAUUGCUAACAGACCAUUCAUCUUUUUUAUACGACACAAUAUUACUAAAUUAAUAUUAUUUUGGGGUACCAUCAAUAAACCAACGCCAAAUUACGAAAUGGACAAUGAUCGCUAAAUAUAGAUUUUAAUUAAUAUAAAAAAAAAUUAAUUAAAAAAUUAUUUGACUCAAAUAAUCGAUUAUUUAUAUUAAUUUUUUUUUUCAAUCUAGAUUUUUCAAUUAAAUAUAACUAAAUACUCAAUAUAAAAAAUUCAUAACUGUUCAUUAUUUUUAAGAUUCAAACUGAAUUCUCUGAUAUUUCAUUUACAGUGACAGUUAGUCAAUUUAAUAUAGAAAUUAAAUUAAUUAAUCAGAAACUAUUGUAUAAAUAUCGAUUCAAUUAAUUCA
Messenger RNA from Leptopilina boulardi, 1753 nucleotides. Its product is annotated as leukocyte elastase inhibitor-like. Lineage: Eukaryota; Metazoa; Arthropoda; Insecta; Hymenoptera; Figitidae. The record is from RefSeq and is a predicted model, not a curated record. The coding region runs from base 95 to 1483 and encodes 462 amino acids. The transcript has 7 exons. Gene Ontology annotation, molecular function: serine-type endopeptidase inhibitor activity.